CUGCACUUUGCAGUAAAGUCGAUGAGCUUGAUGCAUCUGAUGCAUGGCUCUUUCUACCCAUACUACCCCGUCAGGAUUUCUGCUACCGUCGAUCCACUCAGCACCCCCCUUCUUUACUGAGCAACCAAACCAAAGCACUCACGCACAUCUCACAGAGAAAUGGAUGCGCCUCAUACUGGCAUACGCGAGACACAAACGUCUCUUCGUGCUGCGGGUUGAGGAUGCAGAGGUCCCGGGCGGCGAAUGGGAUGAGAUCCUUCGUAAUGAGAGGAUAAACCGACGAAUCCUACCGCCGUAUCUCUCGUCGUUGAUGGCUAUCAUGGUCGCAAAGAACCUCGCCGUCUACGAGCCGUCUAAGCAGACCCGUGCAGUGCUGCUUUACUGGCGUCUUCCGGAAGAAUGGGCGGAUGUUCUCCAUUCGUGGGCAACGGCGACUGGCCAGCUCAAUACCAUCCUCACUUUUUAUGAGAUCUCAGACCCUCCCAUCCAAUCACCUCUUUCUGGUAUUCCUAUACCACUCCUGCGGCGGGCUAUUACCAUUCUCUCACGCUCCAAUCGAGCACAAAUCAUCGGGGUUGCUGAUGGCGAAGGUGUGAGGUUCUUUGUAGGAUGAUUUUUAGAACAGAGACUU
Suillus plorans is the source of this 631-nucleotide messenger RNA. RefSeq names its product ESCRT-II complex vps25 subunit. Gene Ontology annotation, biological process: protein transport to vacuole involved in ubiquitin-dependent protein catabolic process via the multivesicular body sorting pathway. The coding region runs from base 44 to 613 and encodes 189 amino acids. The record is from RefSeq and is a predicted model, not a curated record. Gene Ontology annotation, cellular component: ESCRT II complex. Lineage: Eukaryota; Fungi; Basidiomycota; Agaricomycetes; Boletales; Suillaceae. Gene Ontology annotation, molecular function: structural molecule activity; protein homodimerization activity. The transcript is spliced from 5 exons.